CGAAUACUCGACUCGCUCGAACCAGUAGGCAAUUUUGUUCAGAGAUUUUCUCUGAACGAUGAUAUCUUCCGUCGUCAAAACUUGCAUUACUGUGCUUCAUCUGAAAUCGGAAGAAGAUGCCAUGCCAAGAUCAUGCAGCAUUUUUACCUACCGGUAGUUUGAUUUGACAAUUUCCAAACACCAAACUGGCGGAAGGAGCCACCAUACCGUACCCGAUACGCAUCACCUCCUGGUUCGAUACCAUCGGUCGACGCAACGAAUAAUCGCUUUCCGCAAAAGGAUUCACAACAAGGAGCGCCAUGGCCGGAUACGUUACCAAGCCCGCGGCGGCGGUGAACAAAGCCCUCGUAGAAUUUCUGCCAGAGCUCGACUCAGACUACGCCACAUAUCCCAUGAAGCAUGAUCGGUGGUACGAACCCGACGAGACCGGUCCGAAGGGGGAACCUUGUUUCAUUGCCAAGGGGGGAACCUCGUUGGCAACCGGCAGCCCUCCAAUCAAGAAGGACUAUGUGUACUGCACUACGGGCGGGAACGGGGAAGGCUAUUACUCGCUCAUGUGCCGGACCUCGUACAUAAACCUCUACUACAAGCUCAAAAGCUGCGCUCCCCAGGGGACCUGCACGGCGUGUCCCUGUUUUGCAAGCAAGGCCACCCGAGACGCCCUGGAUCGGUACGACGACUGCAAGCGAGUGGUCUACAUGCGACAGAAAUGCUUCCCAAAGCCGGACGACAAGCUGGCCUCCGACAUCGUCAUGGGCAUAGCCAAGGACACCGCCAACAUGGUCUACCACGGCACCCAAAACGAGCAGCUGAUAGUCAACGCUGUCUUUUGAGAACCUUGUCGUUUUCUCGAGCGAACGAGUAAGAUAUUUUGUCAAUAUAAGGAACGAGUGAUGGAAUCGAAGCACAGAAUAAUUCUCCCAUUUGUGGUAUGCUAUUGUAUCCCAUCUUAUGGUGGUGAAAGAGUGAUCUUCUCCUGUCCUGGUCGGCUAUUUUGUACGCAUAUUAGCUUGGCAAUAGAACCUGCUUCAUACUGGCAAUGCGUCGUAGAUUCCUAUCUUCUUUUGACUUUCUAUUGGACCGCCCUAAGGUUGUGCGCCUCAACUGUUUUUUUUUUUUUAAACUAAAAAGGAAUAGAUGUAGAGUAGGAUU
Pseudo-nitzschia multistriata is the source of this 1152-nucleotide messenger RNA. Lineage: Eukaryota; Bacillariophyta; Bacillariophyceae; Bacillariales; Bacillariaceae. The record is from the annotation of a GenBank genome assembly.